Messenger RNA from Dermochelys coriacea (leatherback sea turtle), 3091 nucleotides. It is a transcript of the gene P2RX3, whose product is annotated as purinergic receptor P2X 3. Gene Ontology annotation, cellular component: plasma membrane; nuclear inner membrane. The coding region runs from base 662 to 2008 and encodes 448 amino acids. The record is from RefSeq and is a predicted model, not a curated record. Lineage: Eukaryota; Metazoa; Chordata; Testudines; Dermochelyidae. Gene Ontology annotation, biological process: monoatomic cation transmembrane transport; response to ATP. The transcript has 12 exons. Gene Ontology annotation, molecular function: ATP binding; extracellularly ATP-gated monoatomic cation channel activity; purinergic nucleotide receptor activity.
GUCAUUUCUUUUCUCUAGCAGAAUGGGGGUGUCAAACACUGCAGAAGCCACCAGUCCCACUGGCGCAAGUUACUCAGGUGACUCCCUUCUUGGCAGCCUAAGCAGAGGGGUCAGGGCCAAGGAUAGCUUGGGCCUUGGGGGAUGGGGAUCUGUCUCACCCCUGGAGAGGGACCCCCAGGGCCAAGCAAGAGCCCUGCGUCAGCCCAUACUGUGCAUGCUCUGAGGAUAAGUACAGAACCUCAGGCUCAGGGACUGCCACUGCCCAGCAUCUUCCACCAGCUGCUAAUUUGUCUCCAGAGAAAAAUCAGUGUGGUAUUUGUUUAGCUGGCUCUCCUUUCUGGCUCUUCUUCCACAGCUGCCUGUGUGUUGGGCCAGGGAUGGGAUAGCCAGGGGCUGCAGGUUGAGACUGAGGGGCACCAGCAGAGCUGGGGUGCAGUGGGCUGGGGGGAGCCCAUGGCUGGGACAGGGGUUUGGGUUGGAAGUGAGGGGCACCAGCAGAGCUGUUGCGGGAAGGAUGAGAGCUGAGAUGAAAUGUACAGAGAGCAGAUUCCUUUCUGGACUCAUGGAAUGCAUUAAAGACCUUCCCACCCCCCCACACCCCAGAGACUCCAACUGGUAAUGGAUGGGCUAGGAAGCCCCACCUUUCCCUGAUGGCAUCACCAUGGGGGGUGGGGGGGAGUAUAUUAAAGAGGUCCUUUGGCUCCAGGCAGCCCAGAGUAGCCGCAGGGCUCAGGAAGACUCCACUCCUGUUCCCUGUCUUAAAGGGACAGCCCUCCCAAUUAGCCCUGGGCAUCCGUCACCCUCUGGGGUACCCUUGCCUCCUAGUCUCUGGUCCAGGCAUCCCGUCUGCCCUGGGCUGGUGGGCCACGCCCUGCUCCUGAUGCCCAUGCUCUCCUCCAGCAUGAACUGCAUAGCUGAGUUCUUCACCUAUGAGACCACCAAGUCGGUGGUGGUGAAGAGCUGGACUGUUGGCGUGAUCAACCGGGUUGUGCAGCUGCUCAUCAUCUCGUACUUCAUCGGCUGGGUGUUUCUCCAUGAGAAGGCGUACCAGGUGUGGGACACCUCCAUUGAGUCCUCUGUGGUGACUAAGGUCAAGGGCUUCGGCAAAUACACCAACAGGGUCAUGGACACGGCAGACUACAUUACACCCCCACAGGGGACGUCCGUCUUCGUGAUCAUCACUAAGCAGAUUGUCACGGAGAACCAGGUGCAAGGCUUCUGCCCUGAGAGUGAAGUGAAGUACAUCUGUGUGUCUGACAGCGACUGCCAGAGGCCUGUCCCUACUACGGGAGGCGGGAUCCUGACUGGCCGGUGUGUGAACUACAACAGGAGCCUGUGGACCUGUGAGAUUCAGGGCUGGUGUCCGGCUGAGGUGGACACCGUCCAGGCGCCUAUCAUGCUGGAGGCAGAGAAUUUCACCAUCUUCAUUAAGAACAGCAUCCGCUUCCCGCUCUUUGACUUCGAGAAGGGUAACCUGCUGCCCAACCUCACGGCCCAGGACAUCCGGACAUGCCGCUUCCACCCAGUUACCCAGCCCUUCUGCCCCAUCUUGCGCCUGGGCGACAUCGUCCGCUUUGCCGGCCAGGAUUUUGCCAAGCUGGCCUCCACGGGAGGAAUUCUGGGGAUCAAGAUCGGGUGGGUGUGUGACCUGGAUCGCUCGUGGGAGCACUGUGUGCCCAGCUACACCUUCACCCGCCUUGAUAGUGUCUCCGAGAAGAACAACGUCUCUCCCGGCUACAACUUCAGGUAUGCCAAGUACUACAGGCGAGAGAAUGGCACCGAGUACCGGACCCUUAUGAAGGCUUUCGGCAUCCGUUUCGAUGUGCUGGUCUAUGGAAACGCUGGGAAAUUCAACAUCAUCCCAACCCUGAUAAACACCGUGGCAGCCUUCACCUCUGUCGGGGUGGUGAGUGCAACAGUCUCUCCGCCUCCUUCUCCUUCCCCUCCGCCUGCUCCACAGGAGCUGGGGGCACUGUGCUGUGCGACAUCAUCCUCCUCAACUUCCUGAAGGGUGCAGAGCAGUACAAGGCAAAGAAGUUCGAAGAGGUGACGGAUGGGACUCUGUGCCACAGCGCCGUGUACAGGAGCAGCCAGAUGCUGGGAGGCCAGAACAAUGAGAAGUAAUCCACCGACUCGGGGGCCUACUCCAUCGGCCUCUAGUGCCCCUGCCCCUGGCGACUAGACAGUUCCCUAUCCGCCCUCCGUUGCCGUGGGCACCUUGCCCCUGCUUAUUGGCAAGGGCAUCUUUUGUACACUCCCCUCCUGUGAUCCUCUGCUUCUCCCAUAUUCCUCAUCACCAGCCAGAGUCUUCCUCAUAGGCCCCUUCGCCAAGGGGGUGGAAAUCUCUCCUCCGGAACGUCCUCAAGAAAGCAUUGCCAUCUCCCUCAGGAAGCAUGUACCAUUCCCUCCCCAUCGAACCUGGGCAGUGCCAGGGAGCAGGCAUGGCAGGCAGGGGCCAACGUGGUGGCUGCUGGUACCGGCAUCACUCAGUUACCAGCAUGCCUGGCACUGUACAAGAAAUGGGCAGCACUCCUCACCCUGGGGAGCAUGUGCUCCUCAGCAGGGCAUGCUCUCUCCAGGUUUGGCUGGGUGCUGAGAGCUCAGGAGGGCACCCUUGCAACUGAGGGGUGGAUGGGAUCGGUUCCCUUGUCCCAGCAGGGGGCUCUCCUUCCAGUUCAGGCACUCUCUUCAGCACUGAGAGGGGCACCCCAAGGGUGGGAGUGUGGGGUCUCCUUUUGCCAGUGGGGGGGUUCUCUCCCCACCUUCGCCCCUAUUUCCAUCCUGGCAGAUUCCCAGAUUCUGGAGGGGGGAGGAGGAGGAUCAGGCUUCGGAGGGACAGGGCAUCCGGACCCAGGGACAUACUAUUACCCCCCUCCAGUGCUGACUCCAUUCUCCAACGCCAGGGCUUUUUAAUCAAUAAAACUCACUUUCUUGUCAGUGUCCCUCUGGGCUGUGCUGAGGCAGGUGUGCAGGUUGGGGAUCUCUCCAGGGCUUGCUGGGGGACAUGGAGGUGGCAGGCACAUGUAACGGGAGCUUUCUGCUCUGUGUGACCGGUGUUACCAGCACCAUCAAUCAGUGCUGGAUUGACCAG